AACUGAAAUAUGACAUAAAGUACAGAACAUUUUAUACUAAAUUGUUUUGCAAUGAAAAACAAAUAAUUCAUCAAACAUUAUACAACACGAAAGUUUUACGGAAAUAUCAUAUGUACAUUAUAUAGUACCCUGUCUUACCAACACUGUUAAAUGUCUAGUUUAGUGACUAAUAUAUAUAACCAAAGUUUACAAUAAGGCUGUCACACGACAUUCAAACAUACAACAUGCAAAUUGAAUUAUGAUUACGUCUGAAGCACCGAAUAUCCUUGACGAGUACACCCAUUAGUUGAAGACGCAUUUAUUUUUUCUAAAUUAUUGAAUGAUUCUGUUCUAUAUAUAGUUUUAAACGGAAAAUCCUCAGUAACAUUAUCUUUCAACUUCCAUAACAUCAAAGUUAUCCAUGGACUAUACUUUCAUUGAUUAAGCGACACACGACACAAUGGAAAAUAAAAAUAAUCAAAUUUACGGUAUUAAAAAACUGUCGAUUUUUGCAUUGUGUGCCAUAUAACGUGGCAAAUACAAUGCACGCCUGGCAGGAGCUGAUAAAAGAGACCUACGUAUCCCUAAGUAUGCUCUAUUCCACGGUCAAGUACGAUAGCCAUUACUUAUCGGAGAGGUCUUGACCUCGACACCGGUAUUAAAUAUCUACAGUAUUGUUAGGCCGACUAUUGUCUUACUACAGCAUGGUGUCGUAAACAAUUACUGAAACGUCAUUUGCGUAGGAUAUGUAGGCGUUGUGCACAUAUUUACAAUCGAACGAAAGGUCACUAAGAGUGGAUAGGUCAAGUGGUCGGUGGGAAGGAUACCAUAUUUCAGCCAAGCAGUAAUAGCAUUGCAUAAUGGAUUCCUGGACAUGGUUUAUUGUAGCAGUUUCCCAGUUAUACGGCGUGGAAUGUUUUCUGUUCAGCUCAUCCUCAAUCAGAACUGAUAGUUGUUCAAAGCUGAUAUUCACCUGUCCACCAAUGUGUUUUGUACGUAGCUCCGCCGGAUGUACGUGUGACUGUACAGACCCAGCCAAUCAUAUGUCGAAUCCAAACCUCGAUCCCUCCAAUCCCGGCGGGCCAGUGGUACAACCAAGCAGAAACCCUGCCAACCCUUUAGGCCCUUAUAUACCUGGGAUGCAGCCGUGUAACAACGAUUGGAUGAACUGUCACAGCCCAUGUGCUCCUUCUAUAGACUUCAAGACUGGCUGUCCACAUUGUCAGUGCCCUCUCUCAUCAACACCUACCCCUACAACGCUUUCACAACCUACAACGCCCUCACCUUCGACAGGUUCAACUAUAGCCGGACCGAUAACCACAGUAAUACACACAUCAAAUCCUACUACGGCAACCUCAACAAAAACUCAAAAUUCAAAAAAUCCGAAUGUUCAUACAACUUCAACAGCUAUUAUCCCUGGUGUAUCAACAUCAGCUACAAGUGUACCUAAGACUGUUGCACUAACCACAAAACCACCAAGAUCAGGUGCCCCCAUAGCCCAGACAACGCCAACCAUUAAUAGCAAUAAUCCUGCGAUCAUAACUAGUUCACCAGCAGCCUCGAGCCCACCGACAUCUUCGACAACUGUUGGAAGUCAAUUAACAACGUUAAGAACACAGGCAUCUGUAACAAUGACGUCUACAACGCCAAUAACAACAACUCCUCAAACAUCUCCGGCAACUACAGCGAGAAUAAUUACAACUCCAAAGGUUGUGAUUCCUGUUGUUCAAACAACACCUCACGCUCCUACGCAUGCGCCCUCCACUAUCCCGUUGACCACUACUUCAAUGGCGACGAUUGUAUGUCCAGGAAUUUUCUCAUGUAUGACCGACUGCUUCGCUGGUUACAAGUCGGAUGCAAACGGAUGUCCACUAUGUGAAUGUGAACCCUUACCAACCGGAUUUCCAUAGCUAUGGACGCAUGAUGAAACAAGGACUGAUUCAAAAUAUUUUCGUUACGAUUUCUCUUUUGUUGUAUAAAUAAAGGCAAAAGCU
Pecten maximus is the source of this 1973-nucleotide messenger RNA. Its product is annotated as mucin-2-like. Lineage: Eukaryota; Metazoa; Mollusca; Bivalvia; Pectinida; Pectinidae. Bases 840 to 1889 code for a protein of 349 amino acids. The record is from RefSeq and is a predicted model, not a curated record. Gene Ontology annotation, molecular function: serine-type endopeptidase inhibitor activity. The transcript is spliced from 7 exons.